Molecule: messenger RNA, 2202 nt
Organism: Sphenostylis stenocarpa
Lineage: Eukaryota; Viridiplantae; Streptophyta; Magnoliopsida; Fabales; Fabaceae
Source: the annotation of a GenBank genome assembly
AUGGAACCUUUUUUGCAGCAACCAAUUGCUCUUCACCUUGAGGACAAGGUGAAUGAUUGGGAGGAAGGGGAUGAUUCUCUGACCUAUAUAAAGUAUUCUGUCAGUGAUUCUCUGACCUGUAUAAAGGAUUCUGUCAGAGAAUACGAACUCUUCAGAAUAUUUGGUUGGCGGGGGCAGUCACGAGACAGCAUUGGUACAGUAUUAUGUGUUGACGAUGAUGGAAUCCUUCGUGUUGGGUUUCCUGGAGCAUCCAGAGGAUGGAAAGCUGACCCAGCAGAGAUGGAACGUGUUGAGGAAUUCAAGGUUGGAGACUGGGUUCGUAUUCGUCCAACUCUUACAUCUGCAAAGCAUGGACUAGGAUCUGUGACUCCAGGUAGCAUUGGCAUAGUAUAUUGUAUCCGACCAGACAGUAGUCUGUUAAUAGAAUUGAGUUAUCUUCCAAAUCCAUGGCAUUGUGAACCAGAGGAGGUUGAGCAUGUUGCUCCUUUUAGGAUUGGUGAUCGAGUAUGUGUGAAACGAUCUGUUGCGGAACCUAGAUAUGCUUGGGGCGGUGAGACGCAUCAUAGUGUUGGAAGAAUAAGUGAGAUUGAGAAUGAUGGUCUCUUAAUAAUAGAAAUACCAAAUAGACCGAUACCAUGGCAAGCUGAUCCAUCUGAUAUGGAGAAGGUGGAAGAUUUCAAGGUUGGAGAUUGGGUAAGAGUGAAGGCUUCCGUGUCUUCUCCAAAAUAUGGAUGGGAAGAUAUUACAAGGAAUAGUAUUGGUGUAAUUCAUGGCUUGGAGGAGGAUGGCGAUAUGGGUGUUGCUUUUUGCUUCAGAAGUAAGCCUUUUUCUUGCUCAGUCACUGAUAUGGAGAAAGUUACUCCAUUUGAGGUGGGAGAAGAGAUUCAUGUGUUGCCAUCUGUUACUCAGCCACGACUUGGGUGGUCAAAUGAAUCACCAGCUACUGUUGGAAAAAUAGUGAGAAUUGACAUGGAUGGUUCUCUCAAUGUGAGGGUCACUGGUAGACAGAGCUUGUGGAAAGUUUCUCCUGGAGAUGCAGAGCGGCUUCCAGGAUUUGAAGUUGGGGAUUGGGUUCGCUCAAAACCAAGCCUGGGUACCAGACCAAGCUAUGACUGGAAUAGUGUUGGGAGAGAAAGUUUAGCUGUUGUGCAUAGUGUACAGGAUUCUGGAUACUUGGAGUUGGCUUGCUGUUUUCGUAAAGGAAAGUGGAUCACUCAUUAUACAGAUGUUGAAAAGGUUCCUAGUUUUAAAGUUGGGCAGUAUGUUAGGUUUCGAACUGGUUUGGUUGAACCAAGGUGGGGCUGGAGAGGAGCUCAGCCUGAAUCUCAAGGGGUUAUAACCAGUAUUCAUGCCGAUGGAGAAGUCAGGGUUGCAUUUUUCGGUCUUCCAGGACUGUGGAGAGGAGAUCCUUCAGACCUUGAGAUCGAAAAAAUGUUUGAAGUGGGAGAGUGGGUGAGGUUGACAGACAAUGCGAAUAAUUGGAAAUCAAUUGGGCCAGGUAGUGUUGGGGUCGUUCAAGGAAUAGGGUAUGAAGGAGAUGAGUUGGACAGAAGUAUUGUUGUCGGAUUUUGUGGGGAGCAAGAAAAGUGGGUAGGACCAAGUUCCCAUCUUGAAAGAUUUGACAAACUCAUUGUUGGACAGAAGGUUAGAGUGAAACAAUAUGUGAAGCAACCAAGAUUUGGAUGGUCAGGGCAUACCCAUUCUAGUCUUGGGACUAUACAGGCUAUUGAUGCUGAUGGAAAGCUCCGAAUAUACACUCCAGCAGGAUCCAGAACAUGGAUGUUGGACCCAUCAGAAGUGGAGGUGGUAGAAGAGAAGGAGCUCUGUAUUGGUGACUGGAUAAGGGUUAAAGCAUCGGUGUCAACCCCAACCCACCAUUGGGGGGAAGUGAGUCAUUCAAGCAUCGGAGUUGUGCAUCGAAUGGAAGAUGAGGAUCUAUGGGUGGCUUUCUGUUUUAUGGAGAGGCUAUGGCUUUGUAAGGCAUGGGAAAUGGAAAGGGUAAGGCCAUUUAAAGUGGGCGACAAGGUUAGGAUCAGAGAUGGACUGGUGACCCCACGUUGGGGAUGGGGAAUGGAGACACAUGCCAGCAAGGGACAGGUUGUAGGGGUAGACGCAAAUGGCAAACUAAGAAUAAAAUUCCGGUGGAGAGAAGGGAGGCCCUGGAUAGGAGAUCCUGCUGAUCUUGCCCUUGAUGAGGACUGA